GGGCGGAGAGCUGGAAAGUUCGCACUGUUUAUGCAGUUGUUAAACAAGGUUGUCAACAAGUUUCUUUUCACGACCUAACAGAAUAUGCUUUCCAGUAAAAGUGUAAUAAGAGCUUCAAGCGGAUUCUGGAUGAAGUCCCUUGGACAUCUUGUGGUUCUCUCCUCUCUGUGUCGUUUGAUAUCCGGAUACUCUGAGAGAGAGCAUAGGGUGCAUGACUUGAUGACCAAAUAUCCCCUUAUUGAUGGUCAUAAUGACCUAGCUCUCCGGCUCAGGAUACUUUACGACAAUCGACUGAGCCAAGUUGACCUACACAAUGUUAGCAAAGUGGCCACCGACAUCACCCGUCUCCAAGCAGGCCAUGUACAGGCACAGAUGUUUUCAGUCUAUGUGAUGUGUGGGGCCCAGCAGAAGGAUGCUGUGAGGCUGACUCUGGAACAAAUAGACGUGGUCAGACGCAUGUGCACUGAGCACGUGGACUUUGAACUGGUCACAUCAGCCAAGGAACUGAGGGAUUCUGAGAUGAGGCAUAAGAUUGCCUGUCUAAUAAGUAUUGAGGGGGGGCACUCCAUUGACAGCAGCCUGCCAGCCCUGCGGAUGUUUUACCAGCUCGGGGUGCGCUCCAUGGCCCUAACACAUACCUGCAAUACACCCUGGGCAGAAUCCUCCUCAAAACGUUAUGAUGUCUAUCAAAGACAGAACGACAGCCUGACACACUUUGGGAAGGCUGUGUUGGAUGAGAUGAACAGACUGGGAAUGAUAGUGGACCUUUCCCACACUUCUUUGGACACUGCCAAGGCCGCACUGAAUUAUUCCAAGGCUCCUGUUAUUUUUAGCCAUUCAUCUUCCUACUCCAUCUGCAGCAAUGACCGCAACGUACCUGACUGGCUGCUGCUUGAUCUGAAAAAGAACCAUGGGUUGAUCAUGGUGAAUCUCUACAGCAAAUUCAUAUCCUGCAGUGACGAAGCAAACAUCUCUCAUGUGGCUGACCAUUUUGAUCACAUUAAGAAGUUGAUUGGAGCUGAGUCGAUAGGAAUUGGUGGGGACUAUGAAGGCGCUGACGUCUUUCCUCAGGGGUUAGAGGAUGUGUCCAAGUAUCCCGCCCUAAUCCAGGAACUCCUGCAAAGGAACUGGACGGAGAAUGAGUUGGCUGAUGUCCUUCGAAAGAACUUCCUGCGUGUGUUCGAGGAGGUCGAGGGGGUCCGUGAACAGUUGAGAUUGAACAAGCCCAGUGAGGUCCAGAUCUCCCUACAGGAGGUGCAGAACCCAUGCAGGCUGGUCCUCAAACCUCCUAGACCAAAAGGUUCCUCUAACCAGGGUCCCUCCUCCAGAGCCCAGCAUGAACCAAAAGGUCCGCUAAUCCUGGCCACAGUUCUGCUGCUUUCCAGCCUACUUAUGAUGGAAUGAAUGUUUAGAAACUGUGUUCAGCUACACCCGACCAAGCAUCAUUUCUACUAUAAAUAAGGAGCGCUUAAUGAGAUUGCUGUAUCAAUUUAUGGGCCACCCAAGUACUCCAAAAGUCAGAAAAGAUAAGAGGAGAAUCACUUUGUUACCAUUAAUACAAAAAAAAGCAUUCAAUUUGUAGCCCUAUUUUGGAGGCCACUUGUGUAUAUGAAGUACAACUCCAUUUUAAUUUAGAGAAGAUCAAUCCCCAAGGCACUUUGCUAUUCUUUUUGAAAUGUAUUUAUUACAGAUUGAUUGUGUUAUACCUGUGCUGACAUAAUUGCUAUGAAAACAUGACACUGAUCAAUAAAAUUGCUGAG
This is a messenger RNA of Anoplopoma fimbria (sablefish), 1760 nucleotides long. It is a transcript of the gene dpep2, whose product is annotated as dipeptidase 2. Gene Ontology annotation, molecular function: metallodipeptidase activity. The coding region runs from base 85 to 1404 and encodes 439 amino acids. Gene Ontology annotation, biological process: proteolysis. Lineage: Eukaryota; Metazoa; Chordata; Actinopteri; Perciformes; Anoplopomatidae. The transcript is spliced from 11 exons. The record is from RefSeq and is a predicted model, not a curated record.